GUGCGCUGGCAGUGCUGGGGUUUGAGCUGGCCUUUGGGUGUCUGGCCAGCCGGGACGGGCGGAGGGAGGCCUCGCUCCGCCGGAGAGGCGAAAAAACAGUGCUAACCAAACGUCUGGGCCGCGUCUGAAAGGCGCGUUUGUGAGCGGCUGCCUCAAAAACCUGCGCUUUCCUCUGGGUGGUCCUCUGACGUUUGCCCCACGGUGAUUUUGUGGUGCUUGACAACUCUUACAAGCCAGCUCAGGACGUUUUUCAGAUGCUAACAAUAACGGAGGAUGCAUAAUAAGCUUGCCCAAGGUCUUGUGCAUAUGCAGACAGCUACUUUUUUUUUUAAUAUUUACUUACAUUCACACAGAAAUUACCAAUUUCAAUAUGCAGAUCUUUCUCCAGUUAAUCCCAACCCAGGUAGCAGUUAUAACUAGGGGUUCCUGUAAGUUUAACUAGAUUUUUCAGGUUGUGACUCCACUGAUAAGUCAGAUUUGUGCAGUUCCAAUGCCAGCUUGAACGCUGGCUUAUCCGUUGGGUUUGUGAGCCCUGGUUUGGGGCGUUGGACCAUGUCCUGUAGUUCUCGUCUAACGUUUGUGAAACGGUUGUCUGCAGCCUGUUUUGCAGGAGAAGCAAAAAAAUCCAGUGGCUUGGCCGGGGUUGCAUGGAAUAAUAUAAGUGGGGCCAAGAAUUGAACAUUUUCCUUGCUUGGUAUUCCUGUGGAUAUUAGCUAAUGUAGAGAUUAACAGAAAAUAUCGGUUAGUAAAGCAUGCUGAAACCUAUUAGCGAUGUCUGCAUGUGGUGCGCUUGGCUUGAUCUUCCUGUGGUUAUCUUCCUUGUCUGUCUUGUCUUUUCGGUCCUUAACUCGGAUUAUACCACCUCCCUACCUUCAGGCCAUGGGAAUUUUUUCUGGCAUUCAAAAAAAGCUAUUGCCAGAUCUUUGCAACAUAUGGCUGCACAGGGAUUGCUGCUGAAUUACAGCCAGCUCUGUAAUGCAUCAAAAGAAGUUCAUUUUCAAAGCAAAAUAACUGCUGAAGAGCUUAGGGACGGAAGAGGGAAGUGCAAAAUAGGCAGAAUGUGAUUUAUGGCACGUAAGCAUGGCUGGAACAGCAAGGUUGCCAAAGAACUUAAUUCUUAAGCAUCAUGUCAGAAGGGUGCUUGCGUUGACGCUGUAACAGGAGUUCAGCUGAACGCCAGGCCCACUUCUAGACCUGUGUGUUAAAAUGAAAUGAUGCAAAAUAACUGCUGAAGCCCUCACACUCGUAAGGCUAGUCUCCUGCCUGGUGGUGUGAGUCUUGCACUGCGAUUUCGUUCGGAAUUUCUUUGGGGUGAAAUCUUGUUUAAAGGAUGGGGAAACGUGAAUCUCUUGCUUACUGGUGAGCAGAGUCCCUGGUUCUCAUGUCUGCUGCUCCCAGGAGAGUUUCCGUGCUUUCUCCGAGGACUACUGAAGGGAAAACGGAGCUUCUGGACCGGUGCUUGGACCCAAGGGUCUCCAAGCUAGGGCAUUGGAAGUUGUGCUAGAAAUGAAUGCUUUGCCCACCAGACAGUUUUAUGAAGGGGAAGUAUGCCAGUGUCUCCCCUUGUUGAAGAAAACGACGGAGAUGUUUUCUGGCGAGGACCCUGCUGCCUUGUUGGUUUGAUUGACCCACUGGAUGCCCGUGGGAUUGAAGUCCAGCAUCAAGAGGCUUAGACCGUGGUGUCUCUGCAUGCCUGGGAACCUUGCAGUGAAACUGGGACAUUCACUGUGCCCUCCCUUGCCUUUUCUUUUGAUCAUACCUUGCUUUUGGUCAAAUUAAUGCAGAGCUGAAUUCAGUAAGUGAUGAAAGCUGGGCAUGCAGAUUGAAGGCUCGGUGGUGAAAGAUUAAAGACGUGUUUUAACCACGUUGGGCUUUGCAGUUAUUGCCGAAUUUUCCGUUGGGUAUGGAAUAGAUGUGUGUAGCUGUUUCCAAGAUGGCAUUUCAACUUCUGCUCUGCUUUUCUUGGUUACUGUUGGUGGAAGUUAGCCUGGGACCUGCCAAAAAGGCACAGGAGUCUCGAGCGCUUGCAACAAGUUGGAUGAAUGUUUGCACCCUCGUUGAAAUGGAAAAACUGUCUUGCAGGGAAACAGGAAGACAGGAGGGAACUGCUGGUGAACACUUGGAUGCGUGGUAAUAGGGAAGUGUGCCCAGACAGCUUUUGGAUAAACCUUGGCAGUUAUUCCUAAAUGAAGACUUGCUUUACCGUUGUUCUGCUUUUUUUUCCCCUCCUUUUUCUAUCUAGUAGAGUUCAGCUAAUUCUCUAUCCCAGAUUGUACUUUACUAAACACCCUAUAAUUAAAAGAAAAAGCUGCGCUUAACAGUGUUGGUUCUGAGAGCCAGUCAGUUUUUCCUGGGUGCCUAAUCAUUCCCUGCACGCUUUCAUCCCAGGAGAUCAGCGCUUUCACCUAAUAAUUAAGGCUCAAGCAGUACAAACUAGUUACGAUUUGCUAAAUAAUUAAUAAGCGCAUCCUCUCUUUGAAGUCUUAUUGUGCUCACUUAGAGCUAGGGGAUUCUCUGUAUAAAUCCUGGAGUCAGAGCCAGUAUUUGUCAAAAUCGGGAUUUUUUUGCUUCAGCUGCAGGAAUCUGGAAGUUGGGCGAACAAGGAGGGAGUGACAGGACUUCUGCAGCCGGGCCGGGUAGAUUUCCACGGUGGUGCUUAAACACGUGGGCUGGGGUAUGCCAAGAUCUUGGCUCCUGUAUUUUGUUGCAAGGAGAUAGGAGAGAAGCACGAUCUGUCUCUUUUGUGCUUCUAGUUGCUUGCCCUAACGUUUCUGCUGCACAGUAAAGGGCCUCCUUAUUCCUCCCUGCAAAAUAGCCUGAAAGGGCACUGGGUGCAGAGAGUGAGAAAUGGUAGGAAUAGUCCACCUGCUUUAUUCUCCCCCUGCUUUAUUCUGCAUUUGUUUUUUCCUGUAAACAGACUUCAGCCUCUAUCCCCCUGGGUCCUAGCGAGCGCUGGCUGAAGAGACUUGGGUUAUGCCUGCAGAUUUGGCUCUCGCAGUGCAGUGCGCUGCCCGGAGAGCUCUUACGAGCCUUUUCUUUCACUGAUACGUAUGUUAGAAGCCAUGCAGUAAUUCUCGGUGUGAAGGAAAAAUACGGGGUUCCUAAUCCAGGUCUUGCAUGCUGCAGCUUUGACAGAGCUCAGCGUGUUAUAAGUUUGUGUGGAGGCUCAUAAAUAACCCAAGUCAGUAAAGGUUCAAGGUGACUGAAUAAUGCAGAUUGGAAGUGUUGCUGUUAGUGCCUAAUGCAGGGAGAAUGCUCAUUUAUUGUCCUGAGAAGUCUCUCCUUUCUGUCUCUAAUCUGCAAGCUCAUGUUAGGCUGAGAUCUGAGCAACUCCUGCCUAAUGCAUUUAUUUCUAAUAAAUUCUAAUGCAUGGUAGGGGACAGCCAUUGUCCUCAGAAUAGGGGUGGGGAAGCAGAUGCACCGCGUGUCCAUGGCGAAGGAAGGAUUGGGCAUGGGUCUGCCUUGACAGAAACUUGGCUUCCAAGCCAUAGCAUGGACUUUCUGAUUUUAGGGUCGGGGGGACAGUGGGAUCAAUAAAUCUUGGAAAAUGGGAAAUUACCCAUUUCUUUUAUGCUCACCGGCUGAAAUACUGUGGGCUCGUAUCGCUUGAAAUGUGUGUGAGUUGUGCUGGUAGUGCAUGUUAUGUUGUUCCAAAGGCAUCAACAACCUGGCAGGGUCUGGCUGUAUCAUGUUGAGCUGGAAAUGCCUCUGGCAGAGGCUGCACAAUUAACUUAAGCUGUUCAUCCUGUGUAAUAGGUGGUCCUGAUUAAGGGAUGAUUGUUUCUUCCCCCCCUAGACAUGCCGUGUGUAUAUUCUACCUAGUUCUCCGUGCCCUGGACACCAUAGAGGACGACAUGACCAUCAGCUUGGACAUAAAGAUCCCAAUGCUGCAUGAGUUCCACUCCUAUCUCUAUCAACCGGAGUGGAAAUACAUGGAGAGCAAGGAGAAGGACCGGCAGGUGCUUGAGGACUUCCCAACGAUUUCCUCAGAGUUUCGGAACCUGUCAAAGGUGUACCAGGAUGUGAUUUCAGAUAUUUGUUACAAGAUGGGCAUCGGGAUGGCAGAGUUCUUGGAGAAGAAGGUGGACUCUCAGCACGAGUGGGAUAAGUAUUGUCACUACGUUGCUGGGCUGGUGGGGAUAGGCCUCUCCCAUCUCUUCUCUGCAUCAGAACUAGAAGAUCCUGUCGUUGGACAAGACACAGAGCUGGCAAAUUCCAUGGGCCUCUUCCUGCAGAAAACCAACAUCAUUCGGGACUAUUUGGAGGAUCAGCUGGAGGGAAGGGAAUUCUGGCCAAGAGAGGUUUGGAGCAGAUAUGCAAAGAAGCUCUCAGAUCUUGCCAAACCAGAGAACAUCGAUAUGGCCGUCCAGUGUCUGAAUGAGCUGAUCACCAACGCUCUCCACCAUGUCCCUGAUGUUAUCACGUACUUAUCUCGCCUGAAAAACCAAAGUGUCUUCAACUUCUGUGCUAUCCCUCAAGUGAUGGCUAUUGCCACUCUGGCUGCCUGCUAUAACAACAAGCAGGUGUUCAGGGGUGUAGUGAAGAUCCGGAAGGGACAAGCUGUCACUCUAGUGAUGGAUGCCACAAACAUACAGGCUGUCAGAGCCAUCAUGUACCAGUAUGUGGAAGAGGUCGAAAUGGGUGUUUCUCUUUUUUUUUUCCAGAAGAUCCCGAGCACGGACCCUUCGUCCAACAAAACGCAGCAGAUCAUCGCCUCCAUCCGCGCCAUGAGCUUGCCCAACGGCCCCAUGGCAUCGCGUCACCACUACUCCCCCAUCUAUCUGUCGUGUGCUAUGCUCCUGGCAGCCCUCAGCUGGCAAUAUUUGAGCACCAUGUCAAAGGCUGCUGAGGAGUACAUCCAGACGGGCGAGAACUGAGGGCGGGCUGGUGGUGGGAGAGAUGUUCGGCGGAUGGGCAGCAGAGAGAGGAUGCUCUUUGUCCCCUUCCUGUGGGGAUGGCCAAGCAGCGGGAUACCAGUGGGCCUGCAUGCUGCGAAGAGGACAGGACGUUGGCAGGCUGCGCUGGAGCCCCCACAGUCGUGGUGUGGCAUUGCCGGACUCUGCUCCUGACCUCUCUUGCUGUCUGGUUGGAUGGUUACAAACGCCAAUUGUAGUCUUACUGUUUGGGGUUGAUUUUUUUUUUCUGUUGUUUUUUUUUUCUCCUUUCCUGUUGGACAGUUUACCUGAAUUUUUGGUUAGGAUGGUUUUAAAUAGAAAAUCCAGUUGCCUCUUU
Struthio camelus australis is the source of this 5232-nucleotide messenger RNA. NCBI's taxonomy places the organism in Eukaryota, Metazoa, Chordata, Aves, Struthioniformes, Struthionidae. The record is from RefSeq and is a predicted model, not a curated record.